AUGGGCGCCUCCAGAGAACCUGAACGCCCAAAGUCACAACUGCAUUCUUCGCUCAAUCAUUUUGCCGAUUCUGCCUUUGACCCCGUUGAUUUCCUGAACGACUCUCUCCCUCCCUUAGCACGGUUAUCUGAUGCUUCAAAGGAUUCCCGUGCCGUCUCGAUAGCCGAUCUUUCGUCCCACACACAAUCACUACUUUCUCAAUUAAGUGCGCAGAGUGCUCGGCUAUCGAGCACCCUAACCCAACUCACAGAUGAGAUCCUGAGGAGUAGUGGCCGCUUAGCGUAUGAGGUAGAAGUGUUGCGCGGAGAGACUAUCGGACUCUCAGACACGCUCACUGGUGUAUUACAAGAAGAUAUCGAACAACUCAUCCCUGGGGGAUUGCCCAAACAGUCAAAUGCCAAGGAGCAGGAAGAGGGUGAGCCUGUGGAAGAAUCUACAGACUCAAAUAGCGAACCUCAAUUAGAAAGCACCGAGCAUGUUCCAGAUUAUAUUCGUGACCUACGAACGCUAUGUCAUGUUAGAUCGAAGCUUGAAGAUGUGAUUCAUGUAUUUGGGGAAGCGAUGGAAUGGCCAAUACCUCCCUCAGAAGUAUCAAUCGCCUCUUCUUUUAUAUCCGUUUCCGCUCCUGAACCUGGUGCUCAAAAUCACAGCCGCGAAGAGAAAGGGCGCGAGGUAGCCCAAAGGUUGAAAAAUGAGGUCAUGGAGCUUCUGGAAAGCAAUGGUGGAGGCGAAGCUGGACUUCGAGAGGCUACAUUACGCGUAGAAUCCUUGCGUCAGCUGGCUGUUGUGUGGAAAGGCACCGUCGAAGAAAAGGCACGUAACAAAUUUGUUGAUAGCCUGGCGAAGGUAGUGGAAGACCGACGGAAGCUUCUUGAGGGCCAGGCAAGGGCUCGAGAUAGUAAAGGAUCUCGACAAAGAGGAGAACCCCCUGCGACUCUAAGCAGACAACCGUCAGAUUUUGGUAAAGGGUCGAAUCAAGAGAGUAGCGGUGGUGGUUUAUUUCGAAACCUGCAGCGUUUAAGGGAUGAGAUAUACCUAGACUAA
Ophidiomyces ophidiicola is the source of this 1044-nucleotide messenger RNA. RefSeq lists its product as uncharacterized. The coding region runs from base 1 to 1044 and encodes 347 amino acids. The record is from RefSeq and is a predicted model, not a curated record. The transcript has a single exon. Lineage: Eukaryota; Fungi; Ascomycota; Eurotiomycetes; Onygenales; Onygenaceae.